GUGAAUGAAGCGAGGCGGGGCGUAUUUAUCAUGUCACAUCUGUAACCACGCCCUCCCUCAGUGACGUCAGAGGUUUGGUUUGUACUUGCGACGUGCAGAACGCAGAGCAACACAGCCACGCGCUUGUAGAGGAGAGCGCAGCGGGAUGGAGCGCGCGCGCUGCACGGUGUCGAUCCCGACCCCUGUGGUUUAUUUAACGGGAAUAUCUUACCGUGAUGAACGGACGCGGUUGUUCGUUCGUAUAUGUUGAUGCUGACGCGUUGUGCGUGAAAGUUGACCGGUGGAAGCACCGGAUUUAAAGGGUCGGUGACAUGGAGAAGUGCCCGACAGUUCUGGAUCCCGACGGGGAUAAGCAGUACUGCGAGCUGUGUGGGAAGAUGGAAAACCUGCUAAAAUGCGGUAGGUGCAGGAUCUCAUUUUACUGCAGCAAAGAGCAUCAAAAGGAGCACUGGAAAAAGCACAAACUCACCUGCAGAGAGGCUGACAAACACAACACUGUGCCCCAAACCCAACAACAGCACCCCAAAACUGCCCAUCCAGAGAAAAACAACCUGAUCUGCAGCUCAGAAGCUGAUCUGAAAGCCAAACCCCACACACAGAAGCUGGCCACCGAUUAUAUAAUCCCAUGUAUGAACAAGCAUGGCAUCUGUGUGGUGGACAACUUUCUGGGGGAAGACAUGGGACUGUCCAUUUUGGAGGAUGUGAAGGCUCUUCAUCAGACGGGUAAAUUCACUGACGGUCAGCUGGUCAGUCAGAAAAGUGACUCUUCGAAGGACAUACGGGGGGAUAAAAUCACCUGGAUUGAGGGGAAGGAGCCUGGAUGCGAGAAAAUCUGCUUCUUGAUGAGCCGCAUGGAUGACCUGGUCAGGAAUUGCAAUGGGAAACUGGGAAACUACAUAAUUAAUGGAAGGACUAAAGCGAUGGUGGCGUGUUAUCCGGGUAAAGGCACGGGUUAUGUGCGCCAUGUGGACAACCCGAAUGGCGAUGGGAGAUGCGUCACGUGCAUUUAUUAUCUUAAUAAGAAUUGGGAUGCCAAGGAGCACGGGGGAAUGCUGCGGAUAUUCCCCGAGGGUAAAGCUCAGUUUGCGGACAUCGAACCCAAAUUUGACCGUUUGCUUUUAUUCUGGUCUGACAGACGAAACCCUCAUGAGGUCCAGCCUGCGUAUUCGACAAGAUAUGCCAUUACCGUGUGGUAUUUUGAUGCUGAUGAGCGGGCCAGAGCGAAAGAAAAGUAUCUUACAGGUGCUGGUGAAAAAGGCGUGAAGGUGGAGCUAAACAAGCCGUCGGAACCAAGCUAAUUAAGCUCUCAUCGAUCCAGACUGUUCCUGAUUAUCUGCUGCCGUGUGGAUAUAAAAAGACGAGAGUCGAAAAAAAGCAGCAAGACCAAGCAAGAGGAGGGGAUGAAGACUGAAUGAUCAGAGGUUUGAAAAGCUGCUGAAUUCCUUCCUCACAGAAGCAGCUGACUUUGAACAUGGUUAAGGUUUAGCUUUUAAAGGUGCAGUACUCUGUGUGACAUCACAUUAAAGGGUCACGAAACACCAAAACACAUGUGUUGAGCUGUUGACAGUCGUAUAUGUGUCCCACACUGCUAAAAACACUA
Molecule: messenger RNA, 1600 nt
Organism: Danio rerio (zebrafish)
Lineage: Eukaryota; Metazoa; Chordata; Actinopteri; Cypriniformes; Danionidae
Source: RefSeq, a predicted model, not a curated record